Cavia porcellus (domestic guinea pig) is the source of this 11572-nucleotide messenger RNA. It is a transcript of the gene Hook3, whose product is annotated as hook microtubule tethering protein 3. Bases 206 to 2362 code for a protein of 718 amino acids. Gene Ontology annotation, biological process: cytoplasmic microtubule organization; cytoskeleton-dependent intracellular transport. Gene Ontology annotation, cellular component: cytoplasm; centrosome. The record is from RefSeq and is a predicted model, not a curated record. Lineage: Eukaryota; Metazoa; Chordata; Mammalia; Rodentia; Caviidae. Gene Ontology annotation, molecular function: dynein light intermediate chain binding; microtubule binding. The transcript is spliced from 22 exons.
CGGGCGUGGCCGGGCGCACGGCCCGAGCGGAGAAGGGAGGCACGCGGUGAGGGUGCGGGAGUCGCGGCCGGAGCGGGGCAAGGCGGCGGUGGGCUGAGGAGCAGGUGGGCACCGGGCCAGCCCGGCGCCAGUCCCUGCCAACUACCCCAGGCCGAGCGCGGCGUUUCCGGCUGGCGGGGCGGCGCUCAGACCCCAGCGCAGGAAGAUGUUCAACGUGGAGUCGGUGGAGCGGGUAGAGCUGUGCGAAAGCCUUCUCACUUGGAUUCAGACAUUUAAUGUGGAUACACCAUGCCAGACUGUGGAAGAUUUAACGAAUGGGGUUGUGAUGGCCCAGGUUCUUCAAAAGAUAGAUCCUACAUAUUUUGAUGAAAAUUGGCUAAACAGAAUCAAAACUGAAGUGGGAGAUAAUUGGAGACUAAAGAUUAGCAAUUUAAAGAAAAUUUUAAAAGGAAUCCUGGAUUAUAAUCAUGAGAUUUUGGGUCAGCAGAUUAAUGACUUUACCCUUCCGGAUGUAAACCUUAUUGGGGAGCAUUCUGAUGCAGCAGAGCUUGGAAGGAUGCUUCAGCUCAUUUUAGGCUGUGCUGUGAAUUGUGAACAGAAGCAAGAGUACAUCCAAGCCAUUAUGAUGAUGGAGGAGUCAGUCCAGCAUGUUGUCAUGACAGCCAUUCAAGAGUUAAUGAGUAAAGAAUCUCCUGUCUCUUCUGGAAAUGAUGCAUAUGUUGACUUGGAUCGGCAGUUGAAGAAAACUACAGAGGAAUUAAAUGAGGCUUUAUCAGCAAAGGAAGAAAUUGCUCAAAGAUGCCAUGAGUUGGAUAUGCAGGUUGCAGCAUUGCAAGAGGAGAAGAGUAGCUUAUUGGCAGAAAAUCAGAUAUUGAUGGAAAGACUCAAUCAGUCUGAUUCUAUAGAAGAUCCCAACAGUCCAGCAGGAAGAAGACAUUUACAGCUUCAGACUCAAUUAGAACAAUUACAAGAAGAAACAUUUAGAUUAGAAGCUGCCAAAGAUGAUUAUCGAAUACGCUGUGAGGAGUUAGAGAAGGAGAUCUCUGAACUUCGGCAGCAGAAUGACGAGCUGACUGCUUUAGCUGAUGAAGCCCAGUCUCUGAAGGAUGAAAUAGACGUGCUUAGACAUUCUUCUGAUAAAGUAUCUAAACUAGAAGGUCAGGUGGAAUCCUAUAAAAAGAAGCUAGAAGACCUUGGCGAUUUGAGACGACAGGUUAAACUCUUAGAGGAGAAAAAUACUAUGUAUAUGCAGAACACUGUUAGUCUAGAGGAAGAGUUAAGAAAGGCCAAUGCAGCUCGAAGUCAACUUGAGACAUACAAGAGACAGGUAGUAGAACUACAGAAUAGAUUAUCCGAAGAAUCAAAGAAAGCAGAUAAAUUAGAUUUUGAAUAUAAACGUCUAAAAGAAAAGGUUGACAGUCUUCAAAAAGAAAAGGAUAGGUUAAGAACAGAAAGAGACUCGCUGAAAGAAACCAUUGAAGAGCUUCGUUGUGUACAGGCUCAAGAAGGGCAGCUCACAGCUCAAGGGUUCAUGCCUCUGGGCAGUCAAGAAUCUUCAGACAGCCUGGCAGCAGAAAUUGUUACACCUGAAAUCAGGGAGAAACUUAUUCGUCUUCAGCAUGAGAAUAAGAUGUUAAAAAUUAACCAAGAAGGUUCCGACAAUGAAAAAAUUGCCUUAUUGCAGAGCCUCCUAGAUGAUGCAAAUCUACGCAAGAAUGAACUGGAGACAGAGAACAGGCUUGUGAAUCAAAGACUUUUGGAAGUACAGUCACAAGUUGAAGAACUACAGAAAUCUUUACAGGAUCAAGGCUCAAAAGCAGAAGAUUCAGUUCUUCUAAAAAAGAAGCUUGAAGAACAUCUAGAGAAGCUACAUGAAGCCAAUAACGAGCUGCAGAAGAAGAGAGCCAUUAUUGAAGACCUUGAGCCCAGAUUUAACAACAGCUCCUUAAAAAUUGAAGAAUUACAAGAAGCUUUACGAAAGAAGGAAGAUGAAAUGAAGCAAAUGGAAGAACGAUAUAAAAAAUACUUAGAGAAAGCUAAAAGUGUUAUCCGUACGUUAGAUCCUAAACAAAAUCAAGGAGCAGCACCAGAAAUACAAGCUCUUAAAAAUCAACUCCAGGAACGGGACCGACUAUUCCACUCAUUAGAGAAAGAAUAUGAAAAAACGAAGAGUCAAAGAGACAUGGAGGAGAAAUAUAUUGUUAGUGCCUGGUACAAUAUGGGAAUGACUCUGCAUAAAAAAGCAGCUGAAGAUAGACUAGCUAGCACUGGCUCAGGCCAGUCAUUUCUAGCUAGACAAAGACAAGCAACCAGCACAAGAAGAUCUUAUCCAGGCCACGUUCAGCCAGCUACAGCAAGGUAGAGAAGUCUUGCCGUUAGAAAUAAACAACCUGCAUAGAAGCAUACUUCUGUUACAUAGAACAACAUUUCAGGAAACUCAGCCAGCUUAUUUUUUGUUUCUCUUCUAUGUCAGUAUUUAGUGUUUCCCAUUUGAGGACUUUUUCUCUCUCUGGUAUCUUUGUUUUUUUGUUCUUUAUUUGUAGACAUUUUAGUUCCUUUUAAUGUGCCAAAAAUUUGUAAGUGUCCAAUUAGAAGUGUUGUAUAAUAGUGUAGCACUUUUCUUUGUAUGGAAAUGUUCUCUUCCGCAAUGGUGUAAGCUUUGUAUUGAAUUACAUUUUCUGCCAAUAAUUGAUACACAAUUUAUAAUCUUUAUUGUGCUUAUGUGUUACUGUGCUUUAUAAGAAUGUCUUUGUUUAAAGGGAAUUGAUCUUUUUAUGAUGUAUUAAUCUCUUUUCACUUGUUUUCCAAAUGCACUCAAGUAACUUACAUAUUUACUACGCAGAAUGAUUGACAAGCGCACUUUUUGCAAAGACUUAAAUACAUUGGCAGAGGUGCUAAUUAAAUCUUUCCUAAGGCACCUGGCAGAAUUACUUAAGAGGGGAGAAAAUGAGUUUACAGGGAGCUAAAUUGUCCUAAGAUUUGGAAAAAAAUAUAUGAAAUUUUAUUAUUUUGUGCUAUUCUGUUUGCUGGCAGAAGUGAAUACAUUGGUGAUGUUAUUUGGGGGAGAAAUGAUAGAAGAAAGAAAUCAGGUAGUACAUUAAUUUUUCCUUACUUUGAAAUAACUUAGUAACUGAGGUCAGAUUCAAGCCAUUUGCUUUUCAUUUAGACUUUCAACUUUUUUCCACAACUAAAGGAUUUCUUUUUCAUAUACUUAUGGUUAUUGGGAGCUUUAUCUGUUAGGCAGUUUGUUUACGUGUGUCUCAUUCGUUUUACUUUUAUUCCUGCAUUUAAACUUUUCCAUUUCUCAGUAGUUAUGCUACUUAACAUUUUCCUAUCAGCCAUUAAGAUCAUAAAUGACUUCGUUAUGUGGUAUUCUGAUAGAUCUCUUCAUACUUUUUCCUGGUUAUAUCUACUAGUCCAAAAAUUUGUUAUGAGUACAUUUCAUUGGGUAUUUGUUGGCCUCAAAGUGCUUAUAGACCAUAUUUAUUUACAUUGACGGGUGAUUGUCAAGAAACCAUUGUAAAGCACUUCCUCUGUUAAGGUGCUGUGUACAUGUGAGAUCUCUUUUACUUCAAGAUGAAAUGCCUUUGCUCUAACUUUUUCCAUACUAGUUCUGUAAAUAUUUGGUCCCAAAUCAUAUUUAACUGCCUUUCCAGCCUUUUUCUUACACCAUAGGACAUUUCUUAAAAGCAAAACAAUCCUCAAAUUAGGUCAGUUUUUGUUUGUUUUUACAUAGGUCACUUAAUAUGAUGAUGAUAUUUCAUUCAGUAGCUAUUUGGAAAUUAAGGUUUCAUUUAGUUCUGUGUAUUACAUUACAAAUAAGUAAUUUAAAACAAGCUUAGUGUAACUAAGAAAUUUCAAAAACUGUGUUUGAUUUUAAAUCCUACUUCCUCCUUUAUAAAAAAGUUAACUUAGAGUGCUUUUAUUCUCUGAAAUCAUUCUUAAAUGUAUUAGAGCAUACACAGAGAUGAUGCCAUGCACUGUGCAGUUUUCUACGUCAUGUGAAACUCUGGGCACAGUAUGAGUCCUUUUGCCCACUAAGACCAUUAAAGUAGCAAGGGUUAGUAACAGUGGAGAGAGCCAAGUAAAUAGAAUGGUUGUAACGUUUUAAGAAGACCCAGUCAACAUGUCUGUCUGUAUGUAUGUCUGACAGUUUCCCUGUGUUGCUCAGGCUGGCAUCAUACUCCUGCCUCAGUUUCCUGAGUACCUAGAAUUGCAGGCAUGUAUCACCUUGCCUGGUGAAUGUAGCAGAUUUUCACAGUGAAAGGUUCUUUAAUGUAAGAGGGUUCUGACUUCCAUCUUUAUUUCACAAAUAGCAUAAAGAUUCAAUCAUUUUUAAAGCAGAUGGGGAUAUGAACAUUAAUCUUGAUAAAACUUAAAUUAUUGGGAAAUUAUACCCACCGAAUAAGGUCUCCAACCUGCUUAUUAAAUGAAUUAUGUCUAUAAAGUGAGAGGCUUUCAUUUUCAUCCUGUACUACUGCCUAUUCCUGAACUGUUCACACACCUAUUCAUAUAUUUUCUAAGGGAUUAGAAAAGUGUCAGCCUUUGUAGAAGGAAGUUUUACUUUGCAUAUUCUUUAGCAUCUGCUGUCUGCUAGAACUAUAGUGUUUAUAUUUAUAACUUUUACUCUUUUACUGUACCCUUAAAGUUUGGUACAUUAUUUUCAUUACACAGAAUGAAUUAUAUUUCUAAACAUUUUACAUGUUUAAAAACAGGUCAGGCGUGGUGGCGCAUGCCUGUAAUCCCAGCACUCAGGAGACUGAGGCAGGAGGAUCACUGUGAGUUCAAGGCCAGCCUGGGCUACAGAGUAAGUUCAAGGCCAGCCUGAACUGCAUAGGGAAACCGUGUCUCAAAAAGUCAAAAGAAAAAAGAAAUAAAAAAUAAAAACAAAAUAGGCUUUUAUAAGGAGUACUAUAUGAAUAUAUUUUAGGUGUCAGAAACCAAGAACAAACUAGGCUAGGGAUAUGGGUAGAACGCUUGGUAUGCAAGGUGCUGAGUUUCAUCCCUGGCACCAAAAGAGAGCCAAGAAUAAAAUGUAACUCUGACAGUAGUAGUCUUUUCCUUGUCCAGAUUUAGAUGGGAUUUAUGAUGUUUGUGUUUCUUCAGUAAUUUCUCAGGGCGUUUGUGGUAAUGCAUACUCUGUCUAGAAGUUCAGAGAUGACUGGAGCAGCUUGGUCUAGACGGGAACUAUACUUGGAUAUGUUUUCCUACACUCCUCGCAUUGUUGGCUUCCCGAAGCCACAGUGAGCUUGAGUAGUGGAGGAAUCUGGCGUCGGUGGAGUCCAUGCACUGUCAUUGUCUGCGGUGGGGUAAGCUGUCCCCACAGCACCUGGCUUUCACUCAGAAAAGCCUGUGUUGCUUUUCUUCUAACCAUCAUGGGAGAGUCAAGUCAAUAAAGAAGAACAUUAAUAUUUAUGUUCCACAGUGUGCAUUUCAGAAGUUAGUAAUAGAAGAAUCUAGUGAAUACCAUUUUUCAUAUCUGAAAUGAGAUCAUGCCCUUGCAUAUCUUAAAAGAACUUUAAAAAAUUGAAUUGAAUUUAACCAUUUGUUGAGUUACUUGCUAGUACUGCAACAAAGAAAAAGGCGUUCCUAAUAAAAGAACCAUGUUUCAGAAUUUAUCAUUAAAGAAUUAUUUCUACUAGAUAUCUCUAGCCUGGCAAAAUUUGUUUAAUGAGAUGAUUAAUUAUAAUAAGGAUAAUACAGCUUUGAUUUUCUUGAAGUUUUAAUAUUUUGUUACUGAUAAAACCUCGGUUGUACAAAAUUAAGCUAAAUAUUUUUUGAUCUGACAUAUUCUGUUUCAUUAAUUCUCACAAAGAAAUGAAAAUCCAUGCUGUGCAAAGUAGAGGAUUGCUAAUUAAAGGAUGAGUUAGGUUGAAGGAAAGACAGAUUUUAUUUGAGCCACUUUACUCUUUUUAGUAGCAGUUUUAAGUCUUAAGAUGUGAAAUAUUGUUGAGUGUCUGCAGCUGCCAUUCAAGUACCCAUCUGUCAUUUCAAUGAUAAUACCAUGUUUUAAACUUUAAAAUCUUUGCCUCCAUGUAAGAAUUAUCUUACUAAAAAUCUAUAUUUAAAAAAGAUUCCUUAACUUUCUGCAUUUAAUCUCAUGUAGCUACUCAGACCUUUUAUUCCAGGAAUGGUACAAUUAUGCAGGGUUGGGAAACAUGCAAUUAAUUGAUCUGAAAACAUCCACAGCUGGUACAAAUUUGCUACUUUAUACCCAUGUGGAUAAGAGUAUCUUUGAUCCUAAAGUGUUUGAACUCUUGCUUUUUGCUAAGGCAAAAUAAGAAAAUAUGAAUAUUAUUAUAAAAAGUAUUUUGCCCCCUCCCCUUUUUCUUCGGGAUGGGGUUUUUCUACGUAGGGAGUUCAGCCUGGCCUUGAACUCACUACACACCCCAGGCCGAUGUCAGACUUGGAGUGGUAAUUCUUGCUGUGGCCUCCUAAAUGCUAGGACACAAGCAUGCACCACCUUGUCCAGCUGACUUCUUAUCUUGUAUCAUAAGGGGAGAUUUUUGCCGGAAUUGCCAUUUAACUGAUGUUGUGAAGGCUAUGUGGUACUGUAAAGUAGGAUGAAAGAAUAUCCUGAACACAAUAAAACGAGAUGGCAAAAUCCAUGGAAAUUAUUUUGUCAUGGUUUUUAUUUUUCUGUAAGUUAAAAAGGAUUUCAAAAAAGUAAACUUUUUCCUGUAGCCUAGUCAAAAUGGCAACUUCUCUGGGUAGUUUAUUCAACCCAGUUUGAAAAUGGCUUCUAAAUUUAUUAGGAUUAUUGUUAUCCUUAUUUUUAAUUUUGGGAGUUUUGUUUUUGUUUUUUGGGGGCCCUUGCUAUGCAGCUUAGGCUGGCCUUGAACUUCCUGUGUAGCCCAGACUGGCCUUGAACUCAUGACGAUCCUCCUGCCUCAGCCUCCCAAGUGCUGGAUUACAAGCAUGUGCCACCAUGUGGCUGAUUUAUAGAGAAUAUUUAAAUAAUUGGUAUAUGUUUCUUUUAUUAAGAUUUUUGAAAAUUUUUUCUUCGUUGUCCAAUAUUACCACACAAUAAAGUUCUAGAGUUUUACAAAAUAGAAACCAUUCUCAGAAGCCUACAUAUUGUAAAAUAAUUUGCUGCUGACAUGGCAAGUUUCUGUUCUUCCCCAUUCCUCUGAAUUAUGAAAGAGUAGCACCCUUUUUAUAAAAUGAAGGACAACAUAAAUAUAAUUGUAUCCAUCUCUUUUAAAUCACUGAUUAUGUUCUUGGGAAGUACAUGGUGAUUGGUAAUCCAGUUCACAUGCAUUAUGUUUAUGAAUAUAAAACAAAAUCUAUAAUUAGAACCUUUAAAUCAUGGAUUCUUCCCAUUGAAGCAAAAUAAGAGAGAUGUGACAUUGUUUUUUGACCAAGAGACCUAAACCAAAGUAGGUCCACUUUAUGAGUUUUGGCAGUUGUGGGUUCCAUAAGUGCUUCCCUAGAGCCGUGAGUGUGUACACACACAUAUGUAUGUGCAUGUAUUUACAUAUUCAAUAUUAUUUGCUGUCUCCAGUAUUCUUCUGUUUUAUAUUCUGUAAGGUUAAGUUUACAUAUAGUGUAUAAGUGAAAAUUGAAGUUAACAAAGCUGUUAAGGCACAUCUAUUCUGGAAAGUAGAAUGGGGAUACUGCACUAAGAAGUAUCUAGGCAGUUAAAAAUACUAACAGUGAAAACUUAAACUGUCUUAUAAUAGUUUACAUAAAAUCUUACUUGUUAAAGAGUAUUCACACGUCUAAUUUCUAGUUGCCCUUCAGUGAGUAUUAACCAAGCGUGUAUGUGUUUAGUUAACUGUAACUGUACUAUAAUGUAACUGUAUGUGUUCAUUAGUGCCCAGAAAAUUAUUUUUUUAAGGAAAAUUAUUUCAUUGUGAGACAAAUGAUUACUGUAUCUGUGAUGAUUAUUUCAGGCCAUUCAAAAUGCUAUGAUGAGAUGAGGAAAAGAAAACCUGUGGUGGCUGAAAAUAAUGGCCAGCAGUCAUCAGAAUCUGCCUUUGUCCAGUGUACACGCCAUUAGCUAAAUUGGAUUUCAUUACAUGUGGUAGCCCCACAAAAAGAGUACUAUUCAGAAUAAAGACAAAAAUAAAAUUCUUAAAAGCAUAUUCAAAGUGAGCCACUAGGUACAUGAUACAUUACCACUAGACUCAGAAUCAAGAUUAAAACAGAGGUGUCUGUAGACCCAAAAUUUUGGAAUGAUGAGGCUCUCAAACCCAGAAUUAUAUCUUCCCUGAACUUAAAGGAAAAAUUAAAUACCAUAAAAAAGAGCAAACCUCCAAGAACUCAAAAUAUGCUGAGGCUUCAGUGUGCCAUAUAUGCAUAAAAGCCUCUGAACAAGCUUUAUCAUGUGAGAGCUCUAAUCUGGGAAAAAAUAAUAUGGUAAUAAGUACAGUAUUUGUGUUACAAAAUGAAUUUUUUAAAAAUGUUCUUGAUAUAUUUAUCAACCUAUGGACACAUUCUAUAGUGUUUAUAUAUCAGUAUUAGAGAAUGAGUAUCUUAAUAUUUACUGUUAUUUUAGUCAUUUAUAUGUUAUUUAUACUUUGCUGCAAAAUUCACAGCACUUUACUAAUACUAUUGUUUCUUUCUACUUUUCUGUGUUAUUUUUUAUUAAUAUCUUAAAUUCAGAAAUCUGAAGUUGUAAACCUAGAAAUGUGUAGCUGGAUUGGGCUACUGGGCAUGGGUUACUUCUGACCUGUCAUAUUAGGAAGCUUCCAUUGUAAUGUUACACAACAAAAUCCAGAUAUUCUGAGAUGCUAAUACUUGAAACUUUGGUUUUUAGAGUUGGCUAAUAAAACAAAACUGUUUUCUGGUUAGGCAUAAGAUUUUCUUACCUUUCUUUGUACUGUCUCCAAAAAUAUGAACUUACAAAGUGUCCCUGACUAAUAGUUUCUUCAUCGUUGCAAAUACGCAGAGUAGGAGAAAGCAAGCUACUGUCACAUCAGAGAAUCUGAAAAGUAGUGGAAGUAAUGGGAAAAGGCAAAAUGCCAGAAUACCACAAAAAACAUUCUUAGUUUUAUAGCAGAUUCAUCUUUGGUCUUGGCUCUUUUCCUAAGUUCAUACUGGACAAAAUUUUCAGUUUGCUGUAUUAAGAGAUUUUUUUAAGUGCCAGAAAUUUUCUGUUUAUAACAUGAAUGUAUUAAUAUUCAAAUCAUAGACCCAAAGUACUGAAAUAUUUGUUACAUAAACACAGGCAUAUAGUUACCUCCAAAAAAUAGAAAGAUUUGCUUAUGGGGAUAUUGUCUUGUUUCAUUUUUUUAGAUGAGAUGCUCAUUUUUGAUUGUAUAAAAGUUUCUGAAUUGGGGUUGGGGGAAUAGGUCAGUGAUAGGAUACUUGCUAGCAUGUAUGAGACCCUGGCUUCCGUUCCCAGAGUCUUUCUUAAGCCAGUCCACCUAGAAGACAGCAAAAGUUUCACACACAAGAACAAAAUACACUUUUAAAAUCUAAUUAAUUGUUGAAUGAAUAAGUCUCUUUCAAAAAGUGUUUUAACUUUCACUGGCUCCCUAUUAAUCUAAGUAAGAAUUCAUUAGCAGCCAAUUCAGAACCACCAGCCACAUGUGGCAGUUCAAAUGAAUUAAGUCAAGUUAGAACUUGAGUCCUUGCAUCCCCACUUGGGGAGUGUUCUACAGGUGUAAGACAUUCCCCUCAUUGCAGAAAAUGUUGUUUGCCAGCACUUGUGAUACACAGGAGAGGACAAAAACAAAGGCCGGCAAUCAGUGUGACAACUCAUAGUUCAGCACCUACUAGAAGAAGGCUUUUUUCUUAUAAAAAUGAGCCUUUUUAGAGGACCCUAGAACUUGAACUCACUGUGAAGCCAGUCUGGCCUUAAAUCGCAGUGACCCUCCUGAGGCAGGAGUGCUGUGAUUACAGAUGACCACCACCACGCCCAGCCAAAUACUUUUCGGUCAUAGCCUCCUCCUCUUAAUAACUUGGAUCAUGAAUCAAAUUGUUUUAUAUAUAACUUUCACUAAUAACUUUUACCAAGCAUUUACUAAUAGAAUGUGAUUUAGCUAGUGAAAACAUUUCAAAGUAUCUAUUGUAAAUUUACUUGGUCUGUUACAAAAUGCUGAAUGUAGCUAAAAUGAUAUACUGACAUAUCUUUGAAAUUGUUUUGGUGAAAACAAGGGAUUUGUGUGUUGUCACACAUGUAAGCACAGGGAUCUAAUCCAGCACCUCCCUCAUGCUAGGCAGGCAUUUUGUUAAUCAUAACUCUUUUUUAGUAAACUUGGUGCUUGGUUAAAAGUACCCUGUUAGGAAGUCACAAGACUUCCCUCUUCCUGUUUAAAGUUCUAUAAUCGGACAACAGAAUUGACCUAGUAGUGUCAAACUCCAAACAAUAUAUGUUGAAAUUCUUAUGUAUUCCAAAUAUAAGUGGGUGAAUAUUUUAAGAGUUUUAUUAUUUUCUCUGUGGCCUGAUUUAAUGUGUGUUCUACAAAGACACAUAGUAGUUAAGGAAAAUUUUCACUGUGGUUGAAAUUUUAAGAAGCCUUUUACUAUAAAUACAGGAAAUGACUGUACACAAAUGCCAAUCCAUGAUUUGGGACCUUUUAAUUUUUUUUUUAAAUCUUUUGUUUUUUAUUAGCCUUACUGAUUCAAAUGCACUAAAAUGUCAUUGCUGUCACAAAUUUUGCUGUUUGCAGAUUCUUUAUAAUUGAUAAUGGUUUGGACUUUAGAAAAUAAUUUCUAGGUUAUUUUGCAAUUUUACAUAUAUACAGUUGCCCCACAUUUAUAACACCUACUUUUUAAUUGUAUAAUAAUAAAAUUCAAACACUUAGUAAUUUACUUUGAUUUCUAAAUUUAAAAUAUCAGAAAUUUAGACACAUAUAAUGGACUUACUUCCCUGUAGUACAUUUGUAACUUUUCAGAUGAGCUGGAAAGCACGUUGGUACAUUGGAGUUGGAGUUGAUUACCAUCCCAGCUCUAAAGCCUUAUUAUUCUGAUGUCUUAAGAAGUAUUGAUUGUUCUGUGAAUUGUUGUUUUCAUUCACCACUUUUCAUUUUAGCCUUUGCAAAAUGUAUUGCUGAGUACAUUCUUAUUUCCUAUUGACUAUUGAAUUUAUAAUUCUAUAAAUAUUCUUUUAUAAUCAAGAAUGAUGUCCACUCAGGACUCUGAAUUCCUCACUUCACAAAUGAGAAUACAAUAUGGAUCUACCAACAUUGUACAUAACAGUGCCCAAGCAUUUUUUCACCUGUUCACCAAACACUUGCUAUGUAUUGAAAUUGUUACAUUUCUCAAUCAUUUUUGAGGUGAAUUGACUUGUUAGAGAACGACCGAAGAAUUGUAACUAAAGCCACAGAUACAUAAAAGUCCAAGAAAUCAUCAAAAGAUGGAUUUCUUAGUGUUUUUAUUUUUAAAUAUUGGAUUUACUUUUGGUAAUAUUUUUUCAUUUUAAUUUGAUGAUUGUCAGUUUGUUAUGGUACUAUAUGUAUGUGUUUAUGUGUAUGCAUAUAAUAUAUGUAUAUGUAUAUGAAGAAUAAAGUUAAGAUUUGGUCAAACUAUAUUUUCCCAUUCAAGUACAAAAAAUGUUUUCAAGGCUGCAAAAAGUGUACAGUUGUUAAACAAGUUGUAAAUAAAGACUUGUAUAAAAAUUUCA